Molecule: messenger RNA, 480 nt
Organism: Ambispora gerdemannii
Lineage: Eukaryota; Fungi; Glomeromycota; Glomeromycetes; Archaeosporales; Ambisporaceae
Source: the annotation of a GenBank genome assembly
AUGAAUAGAGGAAAUUCACGAAGGAGGAAACUCGGGAUUUGGUAUAUUUUACCUCAUUGUUCGCAUUUAAAUGUUCUCGAUAAUUAUGUAUCAUUAUACCAUGCUUUUCUCGUAAAUGACCAGAUCCUAAUAAAUUCUUUAAAUUCUGAGACUGAAUCCUCGACGACCACCUCUUUAUUUAAUAAUCGCAAAAACGUAAAAACAAUCUGGGAAACAGUAUCAUCGGUGAUGGGGCUAACCAAAGUCACACCGCAUAUUUUUUUUCGCAAAGAGCCUGAUAAUAAUUAUAUAGCCUACUGUAUAUUAUGUGAAAAAAACUCUCAUAGUCGAAAAGGAGGCUCAACUUCGAAUAUAUCAAGUUCUAAAGAUGGAACAGGAGAAGACGAACGAGAAAGUGCCAUUGCACAUUAUUACGAAGUCAUAUUCCUCGCAUUGUAUUUUAUAUUAAGUAAAAAACAAGUAACUUUAUUUGUCGUAUAA